CAAAUCAUUUUGCAUUCCGCACACACAGUGGGUACGUGAGAGUGCAAUGGCGUCGGUAACUCUGGGACAGCACCCGGCACAUCACAUCGACUCGGAACAGUCUUUCUUUUUACGCAAACUCUCUAAGAAUAAAUUACUAAGGAAAACGUCUCGUGAGAAAAUGAUGUCAAGGGGGAGCAGCGUGGAGACCGAGAGCGCGGCACCGAGGUCUCCAGCCGCAGUCUCAGCAUCACUCAACCACACACAGCCGCCAACCGUUGAGAACGGACUCAGCAACCGGUGCGCCCUCCACGGUUCUCCUCCGCCACGUAGCACCGACGACAACGCAGUGGAGGACAACGGCAACGUCCUCGAGAAGUAUGACGGUGGUGCAUGUCGUCAGGCCAGCAUGAUCGUCGGGAAAAACGGAGGAAAGACAGGGCAGAACGCGAGCUGUGACAUCAGAAAGACCGACAGCGCCAAGCCGUUCUCUAAAAACGACGCUGACGAGAAACGAGCAGAACUUCACGGUCAUGCCGUGGAUGGUCGGCGCAAUUCCGUGAAGGACGCGAAGAGCACCAAAACAGCGGCCACACACUCAAACGGGCAUUCUGUCAGAAGGUUGUCCCAGAGCGCAAAGUUCAGGUCGCUGUCGGCAGAGGAGCCGGACUUGGAGGGCUUACAUUUGAACAGGGUGACGCAGGGGAGGACUGGGAUCGUGCGGAUCAUGCGGUCAGAACCCCUGCGGAGGGAGGCUUGGUCCAUCUUCAAACAGGCGGACCCGAGGGUGAAGGCGGAGAAGGGUGAAGGACACAUCUUCACCUCCAAGCCCGUGGCCCAGGACUGGUGCGACGCCUGUAAUCGCCUGAUCAGCGCCGAGGCAGUGAAGUGUAAAAACUGCAACUACACCUGUCAUCUGGAGUGCCAAGGCCUUGUCCAGCUGGACUGCAACCAACGCGACAGCCAAUCCCAGCCAAGCCCUGCCUCCGCCUCAACAUUGCCACAGCAACGCCACUGUCCCACACCCACCCAGGAAACGAAUGUCACAAAUGAGGAAGAGGAAGAAAAACCAAAGCUGCUCUCUGAUGAAGAGCUCAAGGCGAAGAUCGAGGCGUACAACUCCAAAGUCUCUGAGAAUGGAAUGAAUCUGGCAGCCGAUGGCUUGUACACAGGCUUCAUCAAGGUCCAGCUGCGGCUGCGAAGGCCUGUGACGGUGUCGGGCCGCGCAUCCUUCUACCUGCCGAGCGACGCGGUCAAGCAGAUCCACAUCAGCAGCAUCACCACGGUCAGCGAGGUCAUCCAGGGUCUGCUCAAGAAGUACACCGUCCUGGACAACCCGCAGAAGUUCGCCCUCUACAGGCGAACACACCGCGAUGGACAAGAUCUCUUCCAGAAGCUUCAAGUCUCAGAGCAUCCUCUGUACCUGCGGCUGGUGGCCGGUCCUGAGCCAGACCAUCUGACCUUUGUCCUGAAGGAGAACGAGACUGGAGAAGUAGAUUAUCACGCAUUCUCGGUGCCGGAGCUGCAGAACUUCCUGACCAUCCUGGAGAAGGAGGAGAGGGAGCGGCUGCGGAUCGUGGAGCAUCGCUACGGCAAAUACCGGCAGAAGCUCCUGCAGGCACUGGAGGAGGUGCAGAACAAGCCGGGCUAGACCCCCAACACCCCAUCGCCAGGCCACUCAACCAAUCAAAGCAGAGGGCCCACGAGACUUAACCAAUCAGAGUGGAGGGCCCUCUGGACUCAACCAAUCACAGUGGCAGGCCCCUAUGGACUCAACCAAUCAAAACUGCGAACUAAUGAACUAUCCGCUCAGGACUGGCUCUACAGGCCCAUUCCCCAACCCCACCCCGUGUGGACCCCCCCACACCCCUCCCCCUCUCCCCUUCGUCAUUUGGCAUGAGUGGGCUGAAGGGGAUAACAGAGUGAUGUGGAAAUGGGGUUUUCUGGGGAAUGGGAUGAGUGUGUGUUCUCAUGAGCGAAAUACUGGUGGUGACUGGUUUCUCAGACCCAUUUGAGUGAGUGUGUGAGUGAGAGUUUAUCUGUCUGUGUGUGUGUGUGUGUGUGUGUGUAAAGUACUUUUGUUUUUAGUCCUUCUUGGUCAGUUUUCCGCUUGAGUAAGUUCUUUGGUCAGUCCUCAUUUGUUUUAACUUUUUUUUUUUUUUUUCCUACAUGUUGCUGCUAACGCAAGUGUUACUUAGAGCAUGACUCUCCUCAGUGGACACCGCUGAAGCCCCAAGCAUGUCUUUAAUGUGUGUGUGUGUGUGUGUGUGUGUGUGUGUGUGUGUGUGUGUGUGUCAGGGAGUCGCUGUUUUUAAGGGUGGGUAAACAGGGUGCAGAAAGCAGCCAGAUAUCAGCAGAAACACGCACACAGAGAUACACAUACGCACACACAAACACACACACACAAACGUAUACACACAGAACGUCUGCUGCUGUGACUUCACAAACACAGAUCAUGUGUUCCUGUUCUCUCAAACUUUUGGGUGUUUUCUUUCUACUCAAGAGAUCCUUCAAAUGAAAUGCCACCACAUAGAUAUCCAUCUCUUUGAUUGGACCCCUGUCCUCUAAUCCUAAAAGAGCAAGUCAUUAUAUCUCUGUGACAGUUAGGUACCUUUAAUAAUACUCAUUUUGUUUUUACUUGUAUGGAACUCUUGGCGAUGAUGAUUUUAGAUGACUUGGUCUUGACUUGUAAGGUGUUUUUAAGGUAUUUGGAUACUUAGGAGUAGUCAUGCGAAGAUUCUCUCAUCCACCAUUGUAAAUCACCCAUGAUGUCGCAUGUGAACAUUUAAAGCGAAGCAUAGCGAAAAAGAUAAGAUUAGUGAUUUAUGAAUGAAUUUCAUGCUGUACUGUAAAAACUAGCAUGUCCAGUUGCAGACUUUUAAAAUUUGUUUUCUGUUCCAAAUGUGAAAAGGUGUGAGUUGAAGUUUUAAAACCCAUCGUGACUGUUACAGGAUUCGUGUAUAUGCUUUUGUAAGUCGGAGCCAGGCCCCUACUCCAUAGGUCCAUUCUGGGGUUGUAUGAACGCUUACGUAAGGAGCAUGCCGCCUCAAGCACUGAGAAACUAUUUUUACCUCUCUCUUCCUGCUGUACAGCUCAAACACUGUGAUCCACGGGUGUGUGCGUGUUUGUGUGUGCGUGUGUGUGUGUGUGUGCGUGUUUGUUUGUGUGUGCGUGUUUGUGUGUGUGUGUGUGUGUUUGUGUGUGUGUGUGUGUGUGUGUGUGUUUGUGUUUGCGAUCAACAGACCAGAGAGAAUUCUUGCCUAGCUUUGGACUGUCUGAACCUGCGGUUCCUCUCGUACUGAGCAGGAGCAGCACCAUGGCAACACCACAUCAUCAGUAAACCACUGGAGGCUGUGGUGUCUUCUUCGUCAAACAGAGUUACGCCAGUAUGGACACCGUCACACCAAAGUUGCCCCCACACACACACACACACACACACACACACACACACACACACACAUGGUUUGUCUUUAUGUGAGUUCUCCUGUAUUUCCUUCUUCUCAAAGGCUUAAGGAGAAAUGACUGCCUGGGAUUGGCCCAGAGAGGGUCCAUCAAAUGCACGCGGACACUCGCACAUCACAAACUCAUACACACACUUUCACACACUGUCACACUCACACACUUGCAUAUCACACACUCCUUACAGUGAGCAGAGGACACAGUCCCUUAGCAGGACCUGAUUGAAGAGAGGUUUGCCUAUACACACAUGGUAUCGCCUCUGAAGCUCUAAACUAACUGGUGCACUAACCAAGUGCUAGAGAAGAAGAGAUGUUAAAGCAGAGGAGGAGAGGAGAGUUAAAAUUAGCGGAGGAGGCGAGGAGAGUUAAAAGUGCAUCUACUAUGGUUAUUGGGUCGUAUUUUGUACCCUAGAUGCAAAAAAACAUAAUAAUUAUUUUAUAAAGUGAGCUUGGACUGGUUUCCUACAGUAGAUGUGAAGUUUCACCAGUUUUUGAUGGAGUACACAGAAACCUUUAGUAAAGCCGCGCCCUGGUGUACAGGGAUCAGGUAGUGGCGCCCGUCCUGAUUUGGACACCCUCUGUGUUCAUAUUGGGAAUCUGCAAGAAAGAUUUCUACGCAGUCACUGGACAGUGAAUAAAAAAGAAAUGCAAUACAUUAUCAUCAUUAAUAUGAGAAAGACCACAGAGUGGGUGCUAAUGGCUUAGCCAUGGAAAAAUAGGGAAACAAGCCUCCUAAAUCUCAGAGUCCAGUACACACACACACACACACACACUUCUCUUAACAACCAAAAGCACAGUUUGACCGUUCCCCGAGAGCCCCUUUAGAGCCAGUAGUGUCCCUAGCACCUUGUUCCCUGUGUUCCUCAGCUGCUCUGCUGUGGAGAGUGGAGUGCUGCCCCCUAUUGGCUGGGAUGUAUCCUUGCGAGGGGUUGUAUUGUAUUGUAUGUAACGUUACUGUACUGUACUGUAUGCUCAGGCUGAUGUUCCUAAACAGCCAUGUUUCUGCUGGCAGUGCCUUUCGUCUGUGUGUAUCUUUGCGUGUGUGUGUAUGUGUGUGUGUGAGUGUGGCCUGAUGUGGUUGUACUGUAUUUCAAAACAGACUCCAGAGUUCCAGUGGGAACCCAUUGAAGAUUGGUGUGUGUGUGUGUGUGUGUGUGUGUGUGUGUGUGUGUGUGUGUGUGUGAGUAACUUAUUUCACCACUCACACCCUGAGGGAUAUGUUGGGGAUGUGAAAGAUGUCCGGCAACUCUUUUUGUUCAUGAGAUUCAAAUGUGUACAGGUAUGUGUAAAGUAUGCUGUAAAGACAAAAAUUAAGAAUAAAAUAAAAUGUCCACCUUU
Molecule: messenger RNA, 4775 nt
Organism: Alosa alosa (allis shad)
Lineage: Eukaryota; Metazoa; Chordata; Actinopteri; Clupeiformes; Clupeidae
Gene: rassf5
Product: Ras association domain family member 5
Exons: 6
Coding region: 47-1630 (527 amino acids)
Biological process (GO): signal transduction
Cellular component (GO): nucleus
Source: RefSeq, a predicted model, not a curated record